GCAAAAAGAACAGAGUUGAGAAAAUGUCUACUCAAGAAGACGAUGACGAAGAUAUAGAUCCCGUUAAAAUGAUCUUGCCUCACGAACAAGAGGAAGGGAAGAGCCUCACUACGCUAGGUGACGGUGCAGCGAAGCAACAACUGCAGGAGCAUCAUAUCCGUUCGGUCGAGUCAACGGUGGUGAUUAGACAGCUUCCUUCUGAAGGGCUUUCCUUCCAGCUAUGGCCAGCUGCUACGACUCUAGUCACUCUUCUUGACAACCAUCGCCGUCACCCUAGCAAAAGCCCCCUCGCAACCACCGUAACCGCUUUGUCCAACGGUGAUAAUGAUCGGAAAUUGAAAAUCCUUGAGCUUGGCUCUGGUACUGGCCUUGUUGGGAUCGCCGCAGCGGUCACGCUAGGAGCUGAAGUGACGGUGACGGAUUUGCCACACGUCGUCCCCAACCUUCAAUUCAACGUCGACGCAAAUGCUGACGUUGUGGCUCAAAAAGGUGGGACCGUCAACGUGGCUCCGUUGAGGUGGGGAGAGGAUGAUGACUUGGAGGUUAUCGGCCGAGAAUUUGAUCUCGUAUUGGCUUCUGACGUGGUUUAUCAUGAUCAUCUUUUCGAGCCUCUGAUCCAAACACUGCAUUCUCUGUUGAACGGGGGAGGAGGAGGUGGUGGGAAGAAAGUUUUUGUCCUGGCUCAUCUGAGGAGGUGGAAAAAGGACUCUGUGUUUUUCAAGAAAGCGAAGAAGCUUUUUGGUGUUGAGACUAUACAUGCGGACCCACCAAGGGACGGGUCUAGGAUUGGGGUUGUUGUUUAUCGUUUUGUUGGAAAAAGCUAGAAAUUGAACGAGCUAAGCCAAAUGUAAAAGAGUUUUUGAUGAUUGAAAUAGCAAAAUAUUGUUGAAAAAGUUAAUGAAAUUGAUGGCUCUGUU
Messenger RNA from Theobroma umbraticum, 917 nucleotides. RefSeq lists its product as uncharacterized. Lineage: Eukaryota; Viridiplantae; Streptophyta; Magnoliopsida; Malvales; Malvaceae. The record is from RefSeq and is a predicted model, not a curated record.